This is a messenger RNA of Arachis stenosperma, 1446 nucleotides long. RefSeq lists its product as uncharacterized. Lineage: Eukaryota; Viridiplantae; Streptophyta; Magnoliopsida; Fabales; Fabaceae. The transcript is spliced from 7 exons. The record is from RefSeq and is a predicted model, not a curated record. The coding region runs from base 1 to 1446 and encodes 481 amino acids.
AUGAAAAAGCAUUUGGUGAAGAUAGGUGGAGACAUUAAGAAGUUUUCUAGGGUCCCGUAUGAUGUAGAAAAAGAAAUGAAAGGUUUAUUGAAAGAGAUUCAGAAAAGUAAAACUAGUAAAGGGAAAGUAAAUUUCAAUGAAGAGGAUACUGAUGAGAUUGAGGAUGCAUUUGAUGAAGCAAUAGCGCAAGAAGAACAACAAACUACGAGUCAGUUACCAACUAAGAAGGUGAUUGGAGGCAAUCCAAAAAAGAAAGUCAAAACUAUUAUUCCUCCUAUGUUUGCACUAAGAACAACUCCAAAAAGUCAACCAAGUAUGAAAAGGGUGUUUCAAAACAAAGAGGCACUUCAUGAAGUUGAUAAGCGAGUGGCUAGAUGGCUUUUGGAUUGUAGGAUUCUUUUCAAUGCGGUUAUGUCACCCUUUUUUCAAGAUAUGUUGGAUGGUGUUGCUGGCAUCGGGCCUGGUUAUAAAGGUCCUUCUUAUGAUAAGCUGAGGGUUAACUUAUUAGCAGAUCUCAAAAAGGAGUGUCAAAUAGUUAUUGAUAGCUAUAGAUGCUUCAAAUAUGGUAAAAAUGCUUCAAGCUUGUGUGACUUAUUUUUGGAGGUGAUUGAAUGGAUUGGACCUGAUAAUAUUGUUCAUGUAGUGACAGAUAAUGCCACGAAUUAUGUUGCUGCUGAUAUAAGCAGCAUGCCACAUAUUUCUAACCUUACAACACGUGCUUCGAAGAUUAUCGUGUUUGUGUAUAAUCAUACGGUGUUCUUGUCCUGGCUAAGACAAAGAACUGAUUGGAAGGAGAUUGUUCGUCCAGGUGCAACUCGUUUUGCCACUAUCUUCAUCACAUUGAAGAGUAUCUUUGAGCGCAAAUCAGAUUUACAAGCAUUGGUUGUUGAUACACACUUUACCGAACACAAAUUAGGAAGGAGUGCUAAUAGUAGAGCUGUGAGUGCAAUUAUCCUAGACAAUAAAUUUUGGAAUGAUUGUUUUACUGCAUGCAAAAUUGAGAGUCCGUUGAUUAAAUUGCUGAGGUUGGUAGAUGCCGAUGAUAAACCAUCAUUGGGAAUUGUUUAUAAAGGUAUGCUGAGAGAAGCACCUGAUGUCAUGCGAGAUUUACUUGAUCUUGUUACAUUGCAUUGCAAGAUUGAAAGGAAUGCUUUGCUAGGUCUGAAGCUUUUCGAGCUGCAAAAAAACUUCAACCUGAUGAAUGGUGGAGCUUGUUUGGUGGUUCUGCUCCAUGUUUACAAAACAUGGCAGUUUGCAUUCUUAGCUAAGCAUCUGCUUCUUCAAGAUGAGAUUGAUGCUGAUUUAGAUCAAGGUGGUGGUGGUGGUGGUAGUAGUAGUACAUUUUAUGCUGCACCACUUGCUUUUUCUGGUCCAAGUAGUGGAAAUGAAGGUGAUGAUAUCAAUGACGCAAAUCUGCAGCAAGUUAUGGAGGAUGUUGAUGAUUGA